Molecule: messenger RNA, 1972 nt
Organism: Daldinia vernicosa
Lineage: Eukaryota; Fungi; Ascomycota; Sordariomycetes; Xylariales; Hypoxylaceae
Exons: 2
Coding region: 299-1828 (509 amino acids)
Source: RefSeq, a predicted model, not a curated record
UGUUUAUUCACAUAAUCUCAUAGAUCCUAAUGGCUUCGGGUACUAUGUGCAUGUGCAGCUAGUUUGAAUAUCAUCCCACCAGGUAUCGCUAUGGAUGGUAGUUUGUUCGUUUGUUUAUUUUCGUCCAAGGAACAAAGACCUCAGUAUGAACGCGUGUGCCGCUGGAAUGUAUGUUGGACCUAGCCUGGAUUGUCGAUAAAUUCCAUCGAGGAAUAACACCAAACAUGGCAUCUUUUUCUUUACGCAUCCGGCCCUAGCUGUGCUGAGCUUCGAGGGGUUGAAGAUUCCCUGCCGAAUCAUGCGACAUGAACCAAUGGCUACCUCUCGCAUCGCCUCAUAUCAUGCCCCAAAGCAGGAACUGCCGCGGCGUGCUCAUACGGGAAACAUGUCGUUGAGUCUCGCUUUAGCCCUCAAAGACAGCGCGCUAGGAACAACUCCGUUGGGCCAUCAGCAAACUUUCUUGUCUUUACUCAAAGCAGACGCUCCUUAUGUUGUCGCUGCUAUCCCACGUAUUCUCUCCGCCGUCGGCGCGUCAAUAAUUGAUCGUCGACGGGAAGCAAGCUGGGCUGAGUUACGGGAAAUAGCAUUUUAUUCCCUGCUAUCGCUCCUCGAGAUACAAUUAUUGCUAUCUAUCUCUCUACUGUGGCUAGCGUUUCCUGGCUUAAUCCUUUUACCUUGGUUGGCCUUGCAAACAGCUUGUGUAUGGAUUCUUAUCCGUUAUAUAAACGGUGGGCCGCGGCCUUCAAAAUUCGUCACGGAGAGGUUUCAAGAUGACAUCUCAAGUAGCGAAGAGCAGCGCUUCGAUUGGUUUGUUGUUGGUGGAUUUAUGCACGAUGAGCACAUGCGCCAGGAGCUUGCACCAAAACUAACGAGAAUCUUUGGUCACGACAUGCACAUCUUCGUGGCUUAUAAGCUAGGCUUCUUAUUCGACAUCAUGCUUAUAUUCCUCCAACGAAGUCUCCAUAUCCCUACGACAAGAUCUUCAAACCUCUAUAACUCCGUUCGAGCAAGCCUAUUGAAGCCAGAAACGAAAGGUGUUCGCAUCCUUGCGCAUAACACGGGGGCUCUGGAUGUCUCAUGGCUACUCUCCCGCCUUUGUGCCGAUUUCCCUCCUGGAGAUCGACUAGGCAAGCUCCAGGUGUUCACAUUCGGCGCUGCAUCCAUAGAAAUGACCUUGCCUCUUGGACAUGUCUCAUACCAACGAAUCGAGGAUGACUCGGAAUCCCUUUACCCUUUAGUCACCCAUUUUGCGUUUACAGAUGACCCAUUUGCGCAAAUCGGCGUGCUUCUUGGGAUACGCCAGAGGUUAGAAGGUCGCUUCGUAGGUAGUCUAUACACCAUUCAUACCACUACGCUAGUUUCAGCAAAGUCUCGCCUAUUACCUCAUAGUCGUCAUUACACCCUGGAUGACUACUUCAACGCUCUCCUACCCGAUGGGAAUCCUCGACACGGCGUACUCAGCCAAGUAUGCAAAAUAGAUCGCGAACUGAGUGAAAUGCGAGAGCUGGCUGCCUUGGCACAGAGCGUUACUAACGAGCGGCUAAGGACACGAAGGCAACGUCUAAGCUGGACCGCGCUUGGAGCGACGGCAAAUACCACGUCCAGUGGAUACGAUGGGCGCGAUGAUAAGUCACAGCCUUUCUCUCUGGAAGAAGUUAGGAAGGAAGGCAGGUCUUUGGAAGGGCUCAGGGGGUAUGAAAACAACCCACUAGUAAAUGCAGUGAAUGAUGCUAGAUAUCGCAUGCGUUCUAAGAAACACGCGACGGGUGCAAAAGUCAUGGCAAACACCGAAGCUUUAAGAGUGAAUCCCGGUAAGUACAAAUACUAAAGGUGUCAUUAUUACGGAAUGAGACCUCUGCUAGGAAAUAGUAUUGUAACAUACUCAAAGGGGAGGAGGAGGAACGGCGACGGGGUUCGCAGUCUAUAUUCUCUUUAGAUUUACCCGUUAUACAGUCCAGCUAGUAAACAUACC